GGUUGUCAUGGAGGAGCCAAGAUGGCGUUCUUGGCCUACAACCUAGGCAAACGGGAGAUAAAUCAGUAUUUUAGCAUUAAAAAUGCUAAAUUGCUGUCUCUCGUUGCUGCCAUUCUCGUCACAGUGUUCCACUUAGUCUCUCGUUAUUAUGGAGGCCAGGACACAUGUGAGUGGCUUCUGUCCAGUGGACGGUUUCUAGGAGACAAUGUGUGGCAGCCAUAUGGCUGCAUGAUGCACAAAUACAAAAACAUAGAAGCCAAGGCUUGUCUCAGCAAUAAACGGAUUACAUUCAUUGGGGACUCCCGUAUUCGGCAGCUCUUUUAUUCCUUCAUCAACGUCAUCGACCCUGAGACGAAGGAAAAUGGGAACAAGCAUGAAAACAUUCCAUUUGCUGAUAAAGAGUCUUCUCUUAAUGUGGACUUCCUGUGGUUUGCAGAAGUAAACAAUUCCAUGAAAGAGCAGCUUAUAUCAUGGACCGAGAGACUCUCUACCCAACCGGAUGUCAUUAUAAUUGGUGCUGCUACAUGGUCUAUAAAACUUCACAGCGGUAGCAGUGAGACACUCCUACAAUACAAGGCAAACCUUACAUCUAUAGCAGCACCGCUGGAAAAGCUGUCUGAACACAGUGAAGUCUACUGGGUGUUACAAGACCCUGUGUAUGAGAAAAUCCUUAGUGAGAAUCGUAAGAUGAUAACAAAUGAGCAGAUAGACUUGUAUAAUGCAGCAGCCCUCAGCACUCUAAACAACAGCAAGAGGAAUGGCAAGGCCUCAGUAAAGUUCCUGGAGGCUUCUCGACAAGCGGCCAUGGAGACCAUCACCCAGUCUUUGGAUGGACUACACCUACCUUUGAGCACAAGGAAUGUGGGUGCCAUGGUUCUGAUGAACUCCAUAUGCAACAAGAUCCUCACACCUAUUGACGGUUCAUGCUGCCAAAGUGUUUCUUCACUAAGUGUGUUACAGAAGCUGGCAGCUGCACUCUUUUUGGCAGCUGCUGUCUGCUUAUUGGUCCUUAAUGCACUUGGCUAUAGCAAGCAUCGGAAGAGUAGGCCUGUUACUGAUGUUGAAAGUGGAGAGGAGAAGAAACCUCCCGUUCCUGCAGUUCCAAUCAACCUGAAUGAUGCCUUACAGUCCAUCUGCAGGAUGGGUCUCAUCAUGCUCUACUUUUACCUGUGUGAUCGAGCAAAUGUUUUUAUGAAGGAGCAAAAGUUCUACACACACUCCACCUUCUUCAUCCCACUUAUCUACAUAUUUGUGCUGGGUUUUUUCUACAAUGAAAACAGUAAAGAGACCAAACUGCUGAACAGAGAGCAGACUGAUGAAUGGAAGGGAUGGAUGCAGCUGGUCAUCCUUAUCUAUCAUAUAUCAGGAGCCAGCGCUUUUAUACCUGUGUACAUGCAUGUCCGGGUCCUGGUGGCAGCUUAUCUCUUCCAGACAGGAUAUGGCCACUUUUCUUUUUUCUGGCUGAAGGGAGAAUUUGGACUCUAUCGGGUGUGCCAGGUUCUCUUCAGGCUCAAUUUCCUGGUGGUAGUGCUCUGCCUAGUCAUGGAUAGACCAUACCAGUUCUACUACUUUGUGCCUCUGGUUACCUUUUGGUUUGUGGUUAUCUAUGCCACAAUGGCUGUGUGGCCACAAAUUCUACAGAUAAAAGCCAAUGGUAGUGGUUUCUGGCACCUGAUACUUCUGUUGAAGCUGUUUGGGUUACUCCUUUUCAUUUGCUUCAUUUCUUACUCACAGGAAUUUUUUGAGCAUGUUUUUUCUGUGUGGCCUAUUUCAAAGCUCUUUGAGCUGCAGGGAAACAUCCACGAGUGGUGGUUCAGAUGGAAGCUAGACAGAUUUGCAGUGAUCCAUGGGAUGCUGUUUGCAUUUGUUUACCUGGUAUUACAAAAAUGCCAGAUUUUGUCAGAGGGCAAAGGAGAGCCGCUCUUUUCCAACAAGAUUUCCAACUGCCUGCUGUUCAUAUCUGUGGUUUCAUUUAUAACAUAUUCCAUUUGGGCAAGCAGCUGUAAGGAUAAGACUGAAUGCAAUGAGAUGCAUCCAUACAUUUCUGUGGUGCAGAUUCUGGCAUUUGUUCUGAUCAGAAACAUCCCUGGUUAUGUCCGUUCCUUGUACAGCUCUUUUUUUGCUUGGUUUGGAAAAAUCUCUUUAGAGCUCUUUAUCUGUCAAUAUCAUAUAUGGCUGGCUGCCGACACCAAGGGCAUCCUGGUCCUAAUCCCUGGAAACCCCACUCUCAAUAUCAUCAUCAGCACCUUUAUCUUCGUGUGUGUAGCCCAUGAGAUCUCCCAGAUCACCAAUGACCUGGCACAGGUUGUCAUUCCUAAAGACAGCGGCGCUCUGCUCAAGAGGCUGUUUGGUACUGGAAUCUUUAUGGGGAUCAUCCUCAUGCUAUCUAAAAGCAGCCAAGUUGGAUACUGAGGUAUUUGGGUCACUAGAAGCUGGUCGCUACAGUUAAGUCAUUUAAAGAGGUCCUGCCUACAAUCCAGCAGCUUUUAGCAGCAGUUUGAGAUUUGUUUCUGACACAGUGCUGCAUAGUGAAUAUAAAAUGCACAUCUACAGCUGAAGCAAUGUUAGUGGUGCAGUAAUAUGACUUUAUGAAGCUUUGUUUACAUUGAAAAGGACUCUUAUUGUGUGUAUAUGAGCAGUGGCCCUUGAGGGUUGUGGGGGAGGUAGGAUGCUCCAUGUGUGCCACACUGAUGUGCUGACUGAAAUCUAAUGUUCCAGCUUUGUGUCAUUCGCUUAUGCAUCUUUCACAGUGUAUUUUACCAGGUUUAACUUAUUCAUGUAAAAAGACAGUGUGAUAAAUGCAUAACAAAUCACACCCAAUAGAUUCAAUAACAUUGAUGGAUUAAAGACCUCUAAUUUGCCAGCUUCUGCCUUUGUGGCAGGCUUAGUUUCACCAUGAAACGUUGGGCCCAUGGCUGGGCACCAAUCCAUCGCAGGGCUUUGGCCAGAAAUUGUGUCUUCGUAGAUGCCUGGCCGGCUGGUAGCACCACUGAGAUUUGAACCCAGAUCUUAGCUGUGUUUGGAUAGUGUAAUAGACCGCUGCACCACCCCAAGCACCCAGAAAGAGCUUCUGAAUUUUAAAAUCAUUCACAGACAUUUCUUUAGUUUGGGCUCAGGUUUACAUACAGAGAUGGCAUAUUUAGCCGUAAUCUCUGCUGAAAAUGUUAGUAUCUUUUACCUAACAUAAAACAAGCUGUAAAGUACCUCCAGCUACAAAUUUAUUGGAAAUUAAAAUGUUGCUGAAUAUAUUAUGUCCCAAUUAAAGGUAAAGCUCUUUACCCAGAAGUCCAGUGGUGAUAACUGCAUGGGAAGGCUAGGCUUAAGCCCUCAACUUUCCUCUAAUAGCAGAACACAUUUUAAUAGGAUCAGUCAGUUUUAAAUAGUAAAAAGGCAGUGUAAUGCCUGAACUUUUUUCUUGUUCUAGAAGCUUUUAAUAUAAAGAAAGCUGGACCAAUUAUGUCAGUGUGUGUAUUAUGCAGGAAUAUAACUAUAUAACAUACACAUUUUAGUUUAAAUUAAGUAAAAGAUAAUUCAAUGCUCUAGCAUUACACAGACUUUUCUGCUCGUCUUGUCAAAAUACAUUUAAUAAUAUCUCUAUCGUGUCAUUGCCCUGAUUAAGUUUUGAUUUAAGACCCCAUCAGUAGAGGUCUUGUGUAGCUUUUAUUUUCAUGUGAGCCACACAGUAAUUACAUGACUAAAACAAUUAAUUGCUGUAAAGCCCACCAUUUACCACUCUUUCGAUUCUGGGGUGCAUUUACACACCUGGUAAACUCCUGUGCUAAAGUGCAUGUGUAAAGAACCAUAUCUGUCCAUGCAUUGUUGUACUACAUUUGUUGUAUAGUAUUUAUUAAUUUAAAUUUUUUCUAUGUAUAGAAAGUACUUGUGUCGCCUUUACGUUUUUUGUAUGUUGUAUGCUGUUACAUACUGUUUGUAAAUGAAAUGGAAUAUCACAGUUCUGUACAUGUCGGGCCCCUGAGGCCCACUGCUCUGUGGAGUUUUAUGUUUUUCCUGGCUCCAAACACACCUGAUGCGAUGCCAUCUGGCCUGGGCGAAUGUCCUACAGAGACAAUUGACAGUGUAUAACCUUGUGGCUGCACCGUUAAGGCAUCAGCAUAAACGACAAGAGAAAUAAGUAUAGCGUGUUCAUCCAUACAGGUUAUGACUCUGAAGGAGUCUGCCAUUGGCUGGUGAGAAGAGCCAGAUGGUAAGAAUAGCUCAAGGGGGCAUAUGAUUGCCAGCAGUGCUCCUCAGCUGACUGCACCAUGUUACACUUUUAAAGCUUCUGAUAAACCUUCUCACAUGCCAAUUCUUGCCUGCAUAAACAACCACUGUUGUAAAUGUUUGUAUAUUUUACUCAUGCUUUCAGUUCUCAGUCCUCCAAAACCUCAACACAUAGAACCCUUAUGGACACUGAAACAGUGACUGUAAACUACUGAAAAACUCUGUAAAGCAUCAAAUACUUUGAUAGUUUGUUUUUAUGUUAUUUAUUGUAUGAUUUUUGCUAAAUCUUUAGCAAAGUGUUGUGUUGCCCACACAGCUCUGUAGCUCUGUGACUGAAUUAAGUAAAUAUCAAAGAAAGGGCUUUAAACUGUGUUUAUCUGUAUUUAGAAUUUUUUGUUUAAGAACACACACAGUGCGUUGUAGAAGACUGCCAAGAGAUGAAUGGUCUACUCUAUAUUGCUCUUAGCUGUGAAUGGGCAAGUGUGUGAUUAAUUGGUGCUCUGUCAAAGGUGUACAUCAGGACCCUGAUCUUUUCACCAAAACCCUGAUCAGGAUAAAGCAGAUAAUGGAAAUAAAUACAUGGGUUGUCUACA
This is a messenger RNA of Trichomycterus rosablanca, 4814 nucleotides long. RefSeq names its product CAS1 domain containing 1 (gene casd1). Bases 22 to 2412 code for a protein of 796 amino acids. Gene Ontology annotation, molecular function: N-acetylneuraminate 9-O-acetyltransferase activity. NCBI's taxonomy places the organism in Eukaryota, Metazoa, Chordata, Actinopteri, Siluriformes, Trichomycteridae. The record is from RefSeq and is a predicted model, not a curated record. The transcript has 18 exons. Gene Ontology annotation, cellular component: Golgi membrane.